Trichoderma reesei QM6a is the source of this 1125-nucleotide messenger RNA. RefSeq lists its product as uncharacterized. The transcript has a single exon. The record is from RefSeq and is a predicted model, not a curated record. The annotation marks the transcript as partial. NCBI's taxonomy places the organism in Eukaryota, Fungi, Ascomycota, Sordariomycetes, Hypocreales, Hypocreaceae.
GACAUACAGGCCUCUCACCAGGAAAUAUUCUCGGUGUCAACCCCUGAUAGGAGAUACUUUGUCAUUGACUUUGCCGGGCAGCUCAACGGCAUGAACCCCAACAUCAUCCCCCAUCCCACGCUCGCCGAUACGUGGAUCGUGGUGGCACAGCUGGUGCGGAGCGCUGAAGAGCAGAGCGUCUACUUCACGGAACUCGUCUGCAAUGCCGUCUUCCAGGGCGGUGUCUUGCGGUGCCUUGCGCCUCCUACAGCACUUCCUGUUGCACCAACACAAGGCAACAACUGCAACGGCGACCUCGCCUUCUUUGGUCUCAAUGUCGGCCCUCACGAUGCCCGCGUUCUUUACGGACCAGAGAACCCGUACAUUGUGUAUGGGUCGAAUUCGCAGUAUACCUGCUUUGGCCAGUUCAUUCAGGACUUUCGCCAGCUCGUCGACUGGCCAGCCUCGGAGACUGGCCCAAGGGACUUUUUGACGGGCACAGAACUGCAGCGUCCUCUUCCGUGGGGCGCCAUUGAGAAGAACUGGUUUCCAUUUUGGGAUCCGGCCGGCCAGAUGUAUAUUCAUUACGACGUCGCGCCCAAGCGCGUCUUUGCCCGAGCCCAGGCCGAUGGCUCCGUCAGCGUCAACCUGGCGGUGCUCACCGAGGCGCAAGACGACAAGUGCCUCGCAAGAUACAUGCCCAAAGAAGCAGACAACGGCCUCGAAUCGGUCCAUCAAGCAAGCAAUUCACUCAAGGUCACCAUGUGCAGGCGGUCUGACGCAGGCUGCGUGCCCAGCAAGGACAACACCUUCAUCUUCACCAUCUGGCAGCACAAGACCUUUUACAACUUCCACGGCGUCUACGAGCCGUACGUCAUGCUCUUCCAGCAGGAGGCGCCCUUUGCCGUGCACGCCGUGUCGAAGCGGCCCCUUUGGAUCCACGGCCGGCAGCAGCACUUGGAUCUGCUCACCUCGGACAUGUUUUACGUUACGUCGAUUGCGUGGAAGAGGGCCGACCUGCGGUAUCACGGAUUCCUGGAUGACGAGCUGUUUAUUGGAUUUGGCAUUGAGGAUGGGGCGUCUGGGGCGAUUGACGUUAUGGCGGAGGAGUUGAUGUCGGGACUUGGUCUUUGCAGCGAGGCGUAA